AUGAAACUUCAUAUCACUAAGUCUGUCCUGUUAUCAUCUGGCGCUGUUCUACUUGCCUUAGUGCCAGGUGCCACGGCAGACUGCGCACUACCCUCCACUUACAGUUGGACAUCAACCGGUGCACUGGCAAGUCCCAAGUCAGGAUGGUCGGCGGUCAAGGACUUCACCAAUGUGGUCUACAAUAACCAGCAUCUUGUGUAUGCGUCAACCACAGAUACAUCAGGGAGCUAUGGGUCGAUGAAUUUCGGUCUUUUUUCGGACUGGUCUAACAUGGCAUCCGCGAGUCAGAAUGCAAUGACACACGGAACUGUUGCACCUACACUCUUCUAUUUUAAGCCAAAGGACAUUUGGAUCUUGGCCUACCAAUGGGGCUCAACCGCCUUCUCAUACCGAACAUCAAGUGAUCCCACCAACACUAAUGGAUGGUCAUCCGAGAAACCGCUUUUCUCUGGAACUAUCUCUGACGCUAAUGCCGCAUUCCUUGAUCAGACAGUCAUUGGCGACAGUACGCAUAUGUAUAUAUUCUUUGCUGGGGACAAUGGCAAAAUUUACCGAGCUAGCAUGCCUAUUGGUAAUUUCCCAGGCGACUUUGGUACGCAAUUCGAGGUGAUCCUCACUGACACCACCAACAACUUAUUCGAAGCCGUCCAGGUGCACACUCUUAAGGGCCAAAACAAAUACUUAAUGCUUGUCGAAGCUAUUGGAUCGGAUGGUCGUUAUUUCCGCUCAUUCACUUCGGACAACCUGGGCGGUUCAUGGAAAGUGCAGGCAGGAACCGAGAGCAACCCUUUUGCUGGAAAGGCCAACAGUGGCGCCACUUGGACCAAGAUAUUAGCCAUGGGGAUCUGGUGCGCACGAACUCUGACGAAACAAUGA
Molecule: messenger RNA, 876 nt
Organism: Penicillium canescens
Lineage: Eukaryota; Fungi; Ascomycota; Eurotiomycetes; Eurotiales; Aspergillaceae
Exons: 1
Coding region: 1-876 (291 amino acids)
Biological process (GO): L-arabinose metabolic process
Molecular function (GO): alpha-L-arabinofuranosidase activity
Source: RefSeq, a predicted model, not a curated record